Molecule: messenger RNA, 4378 nt
Organism: Tachyglossus aculeatus (Australian echidna)
Lineage: Eukaryota; Metazoa; Chordata; Mammalia; Monotremata; Tachyglossidae
Gene: DENND3
Product: DENN domain containing 3
Exons: 23
Coding region: 1-3870 (1289 amino acids)
Biological process (GO): regulation of Rab protein signal transduction
Cellular component (GO): cytoplasmic vesicle
Molecular function (GO): protein binding
Source: RefSeq, a predicted model, not a curated record
AUGGCGGAUCCCGUCCCGGCCGCCCCUCUGCACCUGCUGAUGCCGUCGGGGCUGCUGGAGCUGUGCGCGCUGCUGGGCGCCCCCCAGGACAGCCUCCGACAGCUGGACCAGAUUGCUCAGAAGAAAGGUGUCAAAAAUCUUCCUUCUCUUGAUCCCGAAGUUCUUUCCGUGUUUGUUCCUCCAUUUAUCAGCAAAGAGGAGGCUCCAAUUACCAAUACAAAUUGCACGAAUGUGAAUAAAGCAAGACGGCGCUCUUUCAGAAAGAAGAGGGAGAAACCCAAAGUCGAAAGUUUGAAGAGGAUCCCUGAGGACCAGAAAGUGCCAGACACAGAAGAUGUUAGUAUUCCCAAUGACGUUGAUCUUGUUGCCUUGCCACAGCUGUGUUUUCCAGGAGGGCUUUCGGCUGUUUCGGAAUUAAAAGAGGACCACGUCCACUUCCUGGUCCUGACUGAUGUGUGUGGGAACAGAACUUAUGGAGUGGUCGCUCAGUACUACAGGCCUGUGCAGGAUGAAUAUUGUUUCUACAAUGGCAAACCUCAUUGGGAAUCUUCUGGGCAGACAGCUAGAGCUUCUGGCUGCUUCGUGCCCUUUGCCAUUUGUGUCAUCUCUAGAUACCCAUAUUACAACUCUUUCAAAGACUGUCUCUCCUGCCUGUUGGUGCAUCUGAAACUUUGUAAGGAUUUUGAUGUUGAUGAUCAUAUCAGAGAAUUUGCUGCAAAACUUUCUUUAAUCCCAAGCCCUCCACCAGGACCACUCCAUUUGAUAUUUAACAUGAAGCCUCUACAGAUUGUGUUUCCUUCCCGAGUGGAACCUGACAGUCCGAUUAUCGACUUGGAUCUUCAUCUUCCAUUGCUGUGCUUCACACCUGAGAAGGUGCUUCAGAUCAUAACAUGCAUUUUGACAGAACAGAGGCUAGUGUUCUUCUCUUCCGAUUGGGCCCUGCUCACCAUCGUGGCGGAGUGCUUCAUGCUGUACCUGUACCCGAUCCAGUGGCAGCACACAUUUGUGCCCAUCCUCUCGGGCCAGAUGUUGGAUUUCGUCAUGGCUCCCACAUCCUUCCUCAUGGGCUGUCAUCUCGAUCACUUUGAAGAAGUCAGCACGGAAGGAGAUGAUUUAAUUCUAAUAAACAUUGAUAAUGGAAACAUUACCUGCACCAAGUCCUCAGGUGGUGAGAUUGACAUUCCAGAUAUUCCAUCCCAAGCAGCACAAACGUUUAUUCAAAGGUUAGAGAGCCUUCAAUUGCAUUAUGAUCUGGAACUCUCCCAUCUCAGUUCCAGCACAGACCUGAGUGAAGUGCAAAUGCGUAGAAGGAUGUGGCAGCAAAAGCUGAACUCUGAAGUGCAGCAGAUCACAUUACAGCUAAUUGUCAGCAUCUUCAGGGAAGUAAAGAGUCAUCUGAACUACGAACAUAGAGUGUUCAACAGUGAAGAAUUUCUAAAAACAAGAGCAGCGGGGGAUCAGCCAUUUUAUAAAAAGGUAUUAGAAACCUAUAUGUUUCACUCUUUCCUUAAAGCUCGUCUUAACAGAAGGAUGGAUGCUUUUGCCCAAAUGGAGCUUAGCACUCAGUCCGAAGAAGACAGGAUAAGUAUGACUCUUGUGAGUCCCAGACGUCCGACAAUGGAGAAAAUGGCCUCCAGAAGACUGACUCCCCAGCAGCUGCACAAUAGGCGGAUGGUAAUUAGCAUGCCCAACCUACAGGACAUCAAGUUGCCUGAGUUACCACCAAGGAAUUCCUCCCUCCGAAAAAUGGAAACUGCAAGCAAAUCAGGGAAGAGUACAGUUCUGAAGGUGACCUCCAAAUCAGUGUAUACAUUCAAGAUACCAGAAAUUCACUUUCCACUGGUGAGUCAGUGUGUUCACUCCUAUUAUACUGAUUUUAUCAACCUCCUAAGUAAAGCUAUCAGCUUUUUGCCACCUGAUAACUCUGCCCUGCUGGCAAGGUAUUUCUACCUUCGAGGACUUAUUCAUUUGAUGCAAGGGAAGUUGUUGAAUGCACUUUCAGACUUUCAAAAUCUGUACAAAACGGACAUAAGAAUUUUUCCAGCUGAUCUUGUGAAGAAAGUGGUUGAAUCAAUGGCCUCUCCUGAACGUUCCCAAGCAGACCGGAAACCUGAACUAAAAAGGCUGAUAAGUGAAGUAAUGGAAAAGCAGAGAGAAGUCACCAAGGUGGAUGACCACGUGAAAAAGUUUGAAUUGCCCAGGACACAUAUGCAGCUGGAUGAUUUUGUGAAGCGAAUCCAAGAGUCAGGAAUCGUGAAGGACACUGAUAUUAUACAUCGACUGUUUGAUGCCUUAACUGUCGGACACCAGAAACAGAUUGACCCUGAAACAUUCAAAGAUUUCUACAGCUACUGGAAAGAGUCAGAAGCAGAGGCCCAAGAAGUCAGUCUUCCACCUUCAGUAAUAGAGCAUCUUGACAAGAACGAGUGUGUUUACAAACUGUCAAGCUCGGUGAAGACAAACCGUGGGCUGGGGAAAAUUGCCAUGACUCAGAAGCGUCUGUUCCUUUUAACUGAAGGACAACCGGGUUAUGUUGAAAUCUCAACUUUCAGAAACAUAGAGGAAGUUAAAAGUACAACAGUAGCUUUUUUGCUUCUUCGUAUACCAACUCUGAAAAUUAAAACAGUAUCCAGAAAAGAAGUUUUUGAAGCUAAUCUUAAAAGUGAAUGUGACCUUUGGCAUUUGAUGGUGAAAGAGAUGUGGGCUGGGAAGAAAAUGGCAGAUGAGUAUAAGGAUCCUCAGUACAUCCAGCAAGCCCUAACGAAUGUUCUGCUAAUGGAUGCCGUGGUUGGGGCCCUACAGACCUCUAAUUCAAUUUAUGCUGCCUCCAAAUUGUCAUAUUUUGAUAAGAUGAAGAAUGAAAUGCCUAUGAUGGUCCCAAAAACAACCUCAGAAACGCUGAAGCACAAAAUAAAUCCUUCAGCUGGAGAAACCUUUCCACAGGCCAUUGACAUCUUGUUGUAUACGCCAGGGCACCUGGAUCCAGCAGAAAGAGAUGAAGAUGCCCACCCCAAAUUGUGGUGUGCGCUAAGUGAAGGCAAGGUCAUUGUGUUUGAUGCCUCUUCCUGGACAAUUCACCAACAGUGCUUUAAAGUGGGCAGCGCUAAACUGAAUUGCAUGCUGAUGGCAGAGCAGAGUCAAGUGUGGAUUGGUUCUCAAGAUUCAAUCAUCUACAUAAUCAACAUUCACAGUAUGUCUUGUAAUAAGCAACUAACUGAUCAUCGCUCUGGUGUCAUGGAUUUAAUUGUUGAAGAUGAAACCAAGAUAUCCAGAAACAGCGUAGCCUAUUCAUGCAGCUCGGACGGGACCAUCAUCGUGUGGAAUACCAGCACGUUGAAAGUAAACAGUAGAUUCCAACUGACAUGCGAAAACCUCACUUCAAUCAAAUUUCAUAACAACCGCCUUUGGUGCUGUACAGGGAAGAGCAUAGUGGUCAUGACAACCAAUGGGUUUUUUCGACAAGAGGUGACAAUUGAAGAGAACCUGAAGGACAUAGGUUCCUCUUUCCUAUGCUUCCAGCUGGUCCCCGAGCAAGAUGAGGUGUGGACCGUCGGCCUGGGGUCCAGCGGGGUGUGCGUGUGGAAUAUGAAAGACCUGUCCAGGCCCCCUCACAGGAUCGCCCUGCAGGGCUGCUCCGAGAUCAGCUGUGUGAUCCGCGUCAAGAACCAGAUAUGGAUUGGCAGUAAAGGACUCUCUCAGGCAAAGUCCAAGGGAAAAAUCUAUGUGAUUGAUGCUGAGAAGAAAACAGUAGAGAAAGAGUUGGUGGCCCAUGCCGAUAUGGUGAGAGCACUGUGCUCAGCUGAAGACAGAUAUGUUCUAAGUGGAUCAGGAAAAGAAGAAGGAAAGAUUGCUAUUUGGAAAGUUGACUAGUUUUCACUCGGGGGAUAACAGAAUGUAAGCAGGAAGAGAGUGACCCGAGGGUAUCUUUAACUCCAGAGUUUGGCCUCCUGCAUUUUCAGUAUUUUGUGUUCCGAUGACAAGGCGGUAGGACAACAAACUGUUUGACAUCUCUGCCUUGGGUGUGCCAAAAUAACUGGGUGGACGGGUCGUGGGUUUUCUCUCUUAGAAUGUGCCUCCACCCUUGGCAUGUACACGAGAAGAUCCUUGUUGCCCCAAUGUCACUGCUCACACACCUCUUGUAUAAACAAAGUACUGGAGUUUUGUUGUAAUAUUUCUCACCAAGUCAGUAUGCCCCAGGGAAGAAAAGUCAUUGGUUUAGAGCAGUCUGUCUGUAGGUCCAGAGGGACGGUCACUGAUGGAGUCUACCAGCUGGACCCAGGGGACCGUGGCUCAUUGCCAAGGUGAGGGGCUUCUGGGGAGUCUGUCAGUCAGUCAAUCAUAUUUAUUGAGCCCUUACUUUGUGGAGAGAAUUCAUUCA